Messenger RNA from Aureobasidium pullulans EXF-150, 1986 nucleotides. Its product is annotated as SPRY-domain-containing protein. The record is from RefSeq and is a predicted model, not a curated record. NCBI's taxonomy places the organism in Eukaryota, Fungi, Ascomycota, Dothideomycetes, Dothideales, Saccotheciaceae. The coding region runs from base 218 to 1708 and encodes 496 amino acids. Gene Ontology annotation, molecular function: protein binding. The transcript has 3 exons.
GAAGACAAGCUGCUGCAGCGACAAGCGUUGUAUCAAGAUAUCGCACUUUCUUAAUCAUCACCUGAGGCUUAAUCGUCAGCCGUUUCCCCGCCGCAGCCUCCCGUCCCUCGACGCAGCCCGUAUUCCGAAGUCUACAACUCCUUGCAAGGAGUAACUCGACAAAGACCCAUCAAGGCCCAUCGCCCCGGUGCGAGUGCGGCGACAGUCACAGUUCAACAUGGCCUCUAGUCCGACUCUUCCGCGAACAAUGUCGACGUCCUAUGUCCAACCCGCGUCGACUCCCGCCAUCAUCGUCAACGGCAAACCAUGGACCGUCGCUUCUCAGUACCGCCCCAUAUCCUGGAACUCGGAGAAUGCACACGUAACGGCCAUGGGCUUGAGUUCGACGGGCAAGGGCAUCCUCAUAGGAAUGCUGUCUGCCUUUGGCUCGGCCGCCCUGGUCGCCAUCAUCCUGGCCUUCAUCUACUUCUUCCGCUACACCAAUCGUGGUCGCAUCUUCCUGGACAGCAUCGGACGGCCUGGAGAGUACGAUGACGAGCAAGCUUUCUUACGUGAAGAGGAGGAUGCUUUGGAAGAAAUGGACGACCUGCAGCGUGCCGAGUAUCUCCGCGCAAAGGCUUUCGUCACAGCCAAUCCCCCCGAAUCCGUACAAACAGACAUUUCGCUCUCGCAGUUCCUCGCAAUUCAAGAGAAGGGUGUACAAGCUUGGGAAUUCGAACCCGAGCUCGAGAUUGCCAACUGCUUCGUCGAGGGUCGUACCGAGAUCGAAUUCUUCGAUGCCGAGUGCAGUGUUCAGAGCAAUCUCCCUGUGCCCAAGCAGAACGAGGUCUACUACUGGGAGGCCAAGGUCUUCGACAAGCCAGACAACACUCUACUCAGCAUUGGCAUGACGACAAAACCCUACCCUCUUUUCAGACUUCCUGGCAUGCACAAAUAUUCAAUAGCCUACACCUCAUCCGGCCAACGGAGAUACAACCAGCCUUUCUCAGGCACAAGCUAUGCGCCUUCAUAUGAGCAGGGCGAUGUCGUCGGUGUUGGCUACAGACCCCGUACCGGAACCGUCUUCUUCACGCGCAAUGGCAAGAAACUGGAAGAUGUCGCCCACGGUCUAAAGUCUCAGAACCUCUUCCCUACAGUCGGAGCCAACGGUCCUUGCAACGUCCAAGUCAACUUCGGCCAGAUGGGCUUUGUCUUUAUCGAAGCCAAUGUUAAGAAGUGGGGUCUUGCGCCUAUGACUGGUAGUCUUGCACCUCCACCCCCAUAUGGCAGCGAACAAGGCAGUAUCCUUCUCGAAGGUGGAAGAGAAGGUGUUCGCGAGGGACAAGCAUAUAUUCACGGCCGCACACACAGCGCGUCAGUCCGUCUCGGAAGGCCAGCCACUAGUCCUGGCCCUCGACGAUCGCCCACUGAAAUUUCUCUCGCCCAACUCAGCCUGAAUGAGUCCCGAGAAGAUGAUGCCGGAGAGGGCACGAGCAAUGCAGCUGCAAGUUACGAAUCCCAAGAGGACCUGACAAUGCCGUCUCACCCCGACGCCCCACCACCGGAGUAUGAAAGCCCAGACGAGGACAAUCACUUCUCGACACCACGAGCAAGUAUGCACUCGGAACGCUCCCAUCUACUACCACAUGACCCACCGAUCCCUUCUUAUGAAGCUGCGGUCGGAGACAUGCGGGCGAGCAAAUCCCGGAACAACGAUAAUGAGCAAUAAACUCGUCAACAAAUCACGACCUCACACAUCUCCUUUUCUUUUCAAUAUAUCUAUUUUCAUUGCGGAGUUUUUAGCGACAACUUCUUUUCUUCUUUUUUGGGUGGACGGUGUCUCUUUCUGGAUUGAUAUUCCCCCCUCUCGAAAAGGGUAGGCUGGAUCUGGGCUUGGGAAGGCAACGUGUUUUUACAAGGAUCAAACACUGGGAUUAGGAAUAGGUUCAAUCGUUAUAUUCAUUGCUCUCUUUUUUGACAAUCAAAAUCACCAAUCUUCGCUUCCUG